CCUUUCUUCAAGAAAACUCCUUCAUGAAGCGGCCUGCUCCGACAGUUUCCUAUAUAUUAUCCGGCAAGACCGCAGCGGAGAAGAUAACUGAUAACUGAUAUCUGAAUCCAUCAUCCUUAAUUGAACCGAAAUGGCGUCCAAGUCCGAGGAAGAUUUGAAGCAGAAACUGACUGAUUUGCAGAAACAGCUGGGGAAGAAACAAUCAUUCGAAACUGCUGUUUCCUCCAUCAAAACCCUCCUCCUCGAAUCUUACCCCUCCGCAUCUCCCUCUCUGCGUAAGCUGUUCUUCGCAGUUAUAAGUAGGGUUUCAACGAUUUUGAAAACAAGAUAUACUGCACCAGGAUUCUGGAUUGCUGGGAGAGAUCUUUUCAUUGAUGCUGAAUGUUUGAUGUCUGCACCUGUUGAGAAGGAUCAUUUACGAUCUUACAUUUCUCAAGCCAAACAACAUCUACAUGAGUUAGAGAAUCAAUUGGAAGGUCCAGAAUUGGCAGCAGCAACCUCGAACAGAGGUUAUCUCUUUGAAGGUCAUCUUACUGUUGAUCCAGAACCUCCACAACCAGACUGGUUGAUACAGACAAACCUAAUGACUGCCCUUGCUGCUAGUCUUACUAGACCUGUAUCAUCUGAAGGUCAGCAAGAAGAUCCCAGCACAUCUGAUGUUACUAACAAUCUUAUGCAACAACUUGUCGAGAGUCUCGACAAUACCAUUCCUAUGAUUUUUGAGGAUGGGACUGGAGGUCCAAGGGCAGUGCCACCAGCUAGUAAAGAAGUUGUAGCGAAUCUACCAGUUCUCGACAUUACAGAAGAGAACAUAACAAAGAUUGACAAAGAUUCGGAGUGUGCAAUCUGCAAAGAAAACUUUGUUGUUGGUGAUAAGAUGCAAGAAUUGCCCUGCAAACACAAGUUUCAUCCUCAAUGCCUUAAACCUUGGCUGGAUGAGACGAAUUCAUGCCCGACCUGUAGGCAUGAGUUACGAACAGACGAUCAUGCGUAUGAGACUAGGAAGGAGCGUGAGAAAGAAGACGAGGAAGAGAGGAAAGGGGCUGCGAAUGCAGUGCGUGGGGGCGAAUACAUGUAUGUUUAGGUCAUAUGAAAGAAGUUGAUCGGGUUUGUCUUUGUUCAUUUGUAUUCAAUUUUAUGUGUUCUUAUGUUAUUUGUGAUUUCAUCUUUAAACAUGAAUACGUUCGUAUAGGUUUAUAGAUUCAUUUGAAAUAAACUAUUAUUAAUUA
Messenger RNA from Impatiens glandulifera, 1229 nucleotides. Its product is annotated as E3 ubiquitin-protein ligase AIP2. The transcript has 5 exons. The record is from RefSeq and is a predicted model, not a curated record. Bases 131 to 1084 code for a protein of 317 amino acids. Gene Ontology annotation, cellular component: nucleoplasm; cytoplasm. Lineage: Eukaryota; Viridiplantae; Streptophyta; Magnoliopsida; Ericales; Balsaminaceae.